Molecule: messenger RNA, 882 nt
Organism: Tachyglossus aculeatus (Australian echidna)
Lineage: Eukaryota; Metazoa; Chordata; Mammalia; Monotremata; Tachyglossidae
Gene: TNFSF10
Product: TNF superfamily member 10
Biological process (GO): immune response
Cellular component (GO): membrane
Molecular function (GO): CD40 receptor binding; tumor necrosis factor receptor binding
Source: RefSeq, a predicted model, not a curated record
AUGAUGUCUUCAGGGGGCCCCAGCACUAGCCAAAUCUGUGGGCUAGUCCUCAUCUCCACAUUGCUGUUGCAGUCCGUUUGUGUUGCUGUUACUUACAUCUACUUCACGAAUGAGCUGAAACAGCUGUGAGAGACAUAUGCUAAAAGUGCCAUUGCUUGUCUCACAAGUGAAGACUUUGGAGCCUUCAGUUGGAACUGGGAUAUCAGUGAUAAUGAAGAAAGAAACAGCAGUCCUUGUUGGCAAAUAAAAUGGCAGCUGCUCCAGAUAAUUAGAAAGGAGAUUUUGAGACACUUUGAGGACUCAUCUUCUGGACUGGAAGAUCAAAGACAAAAUAUCCUUCCCCCGGCCAAAGAAAGAGGUUGGAAUACCCUGCGGAGAAUAGCAGCUCACGUAACUGGAAACUACCAGAAAAGGAAUCAUCUGCCAAGAGAAAGUUCUCGGUUUGGUGGAGCUGCGGGUCAGAAAAUAAACACUUGGGAAUCGGCAUGGAAGGGACAUUCAUUUAAGCAAAAUGUGGAAUUAAGGAAUGGAGAGCUAAUUAUUCCUCAAACUGGGUUUUACUAUAUCUAUUCCCAAACAUACUUUGGAUUUCUGGAACCUGAAGAAAACUCAAAAUCAUCUUUGGUCAAUGGCAGGACUAAAAAUGAACAAAUGGUACAAUACAUCUAUAAAAUGACAAACUACCCAGAGCCAAUACUCCUUUUGAAAAGUGCCAGAACUAGCUGUUGGUCUAAAAAUUCAAAAUAUGGACUCCAUUCUAUAUAUCAAGGUGGGGUGUUUGAAUUUAAACAGAAUGAUAGAAUUUUCGUCUCUGUCAGUAACGAGAGUAUGAUUGACAUGGAUAAGGAAUCUAUUUAUUAUGGAACGUUCUUGAUUGGCUAA